AUGCCGGAAAUUGAAGGGUUGGCUAGCGAAGAACAUUCAUCUUUUCUCACAGGAAAUCCAAACAUUGAUGAUGAAUCUGCCAUGAGUCUGUGGCACUUGAACUUAAAGCUCCUCCUAGUUACUCUUGGCGAAAAGGGCAGCAGAUACUACAUGAAGAAUUUCCGGGGAUCUGUGGAAGCUUUUCAUGUAACUGCUGUAGAUACUACUGGGCCUGGUGAUUCAUUUGUGGGUGCUUUGCUUGCAAAGAUUGUUGAUGACCAAUCUGUUCUUGAUGAUGAGCCAAGGUUGAGGGAAGUACUCAAAUUCGCAAAUGCAUGCGGAGCAAUAACAACUACUAAGAAGGGAGCUAUUCCUGCACUCCCUAAUGAGUCUUAA
Messenger RNA from Argentina anserina (silverweed cinquefoil), 375 nucleotides. Its product is annotated as probable fructokinase-4. NCBI's taxonomy places the organism in Eukaryota, Viridiplantae, Streptophyta, Magnoliopsida, Rosales, Rosaceae. The record is from RefSeq and is a predicted model, not a curated record. Gene Ontology annotation, cellular component: cytosol. Gene Ontology annotation, molecular function: fructokinase activity. The transcript has a single exon. Bases 1 to 375 code for a protein of 124 amino acids. Gene Ontology annotation, biological process: fructose metabolic process.